UGAAAUUAGGAGGAAGGAAUAAGGCGGAUACCGGUGCCCAUACUCUCUCUUUCUCGCUCACUCCCGCUCCCUCGCUCUCUCAUGCAGUUUUGAAGAAGACGCCCCCCCCCCCCCUUUGCACCUGUUCUGCUUCGUCUUCUCGCCGUCUCGCAGGAGUUGAGCCUCUUGUGAGUGAGCGGACGUCGCUACUCAUUGUUAGAUAGACGGUGUUUUGAGUAUGACUUCAGCGUUCAACCUAAAUUUCCACCCGUCCACUCUCACAAUCAACGGCAGCAAGAUGAACGGGUCGUUGGAGCAUAUGGACCAGCCAGACCCAGACACCAUCAAGAUGUUUGUGGGACAGAUCCCGCGCGCCUGGUCAGAAACAGAACUAAAAGAGCUUUUUGAGCCCUUUGGAGCUGUGCACCAGAUCAACAUCCUCCGUGAUCGCACCCAGAAUCCCCCUCAAAGCAAAGGAUGCUGUUUUGUAACUUUUUACACAAGAAAAGCUGCACUGGAGGCCCAGAAUGCACUGCACAACAUAAAGACCUUAAGUGGGAUGCAUCAUCCUAUCCAGAUGAAACCCGCUGACAGUGAGAAAACAAGUGCGGUAGAAGACAGAAAACUCUUUGUCGGAAUGGUUUCAAAGAAAUACGGCGAGAACGAGGUCAGAAUGAUGUUCUCAUCUUUCGGACAGAUCGAAGAGUGCAGAAUUCUCCGGGGACCAGAUGGUCAGAGCAGAGGCUGUGCGUUUGUCACAUUUGCUACCAGGUCAAUGGCACAGAAUGCAAUCAAAACCAUGCAUCACUCUCAGACUAUGGAGGGCUGUUCCUCACCCUUGGUGGUGAAGUUUGCCGACACACAGAGAGAUAAGGAGCAGCGGCGCCUGCAGCAGCAGCUAGUACAGCAGAUUCAGCAGCUCAACAGCGCCUCCACCUGGGGAAACCUGGCUGGCCUGGGGACCCUCACACCGCAGUACCUGGCUUUACUCCAGCAGGCCACAUCUACCAGUAACCAAGGCAGUUUCAAUGGUAUUCAGAGGCUAGGAGGUGUGAAUCCCCUUCAGCUGCAGAACUUAGCCACAUUGGCUGCUGCUGCAGCUGCAGCUCAGAGUUCUGGCAGCCCGACUACCACCAGCGCACUGUCUGCAAACAGUGGAGCCCUGGGAGCUCUGGGCAGUCCAGCCGGUUCAGCAGCAGGGUCCAGUGCCGGUGCAGCCAUGAACACCUUGGCAUCUCUGGGCACCCUGCAGGGUCUCACUGGGACUUCUAUGGGCCUCAACAACCUUAACGCUCUCACCAGCAGCGUCGGUGGUAUGGGGGCCAUGAAUGGAGGCCUGGGAGCCUCCAUGGCCAACGGGUCAGCAGCCAGCUCCAUGGACGCUCUGACCCAGGCCUACUCAGGGAUGCAGCAGUACACAGCCUCCGCCCUGCCCUCCCUCUACGGCCAGUCUCUCCUUCAGCAGAGCAUUGCCGGCAGCCAGAAGGAAGUAGGGCCAGAGGGCGCCAACCUGUUCAUCUACCACCUGCCCCAGGAGUUUGGGGAUCAGGAUCUUCUGCAGAUGUUCAUGCCUUUUGGAAAUGUGGUCUCUGCCAAAGUCUUCAUUGACAAACAGACCAAUCUGAGCAAGUGCUUUGGGUUCGUCAGCUAUGACAAUCCUGUGUCUGCGCAAGCUGCCAUCCAGGCCAUGAAUGGUUUCCAGAUCGGAAUGAAGAGGCUGAAGGUUCAGCUGAAGCGCUCCAAGAACGACAGCAAACCCUACUGAUCCUAGCCCCGGGGCCGUCCCCCCUCCCCAGCUCUAAUGCUAGCACUGCUAGGGUAAGUUCACCCUCCAGCCAAGGUCACCACAGCAGAGACUCAGUGGGGCAGGGGAAAGGAGCCCACCACAGGAGGGAGACUUACCCUAUUCCUAAAAAAUGGUUGCAAUGAGCGUUCCACAUUUUACUGUAUUUCAUUCCUGCGGUUUUCUCAUGUAAUUUGAGUCGGAUUAAAUAUUUUAAUGUAUAUGAUUAUUUAUGACUAUCACUGGAGUCAGUGUUCGCUGGAGGUAUUUUGUGUCACUGUAUUUAGUGGAGAGCAUCAGGUGUGUUUCCAUGCCAUUUCAUUGCCUUCAGGUCAAGCUAGACAGGUUGACUAAGGAUCAGUUGUUGUGUUGAAGGGCUGAAGCCAGGCCACGUAGACCCCUGAGCCCAGAGCUUCAACCUGUGUUUGGCUUUUUACAUGUAGUCUGUCACAUUUGUGUCAUCCUUAAUGUGAAAAUCUUUUGCACUCUAAAUUCCUCAAUCUUUGUUCCCCUCAUCUCUCUCACUUUUUCUCUCCCCUCUCUGUCGUAUCAUUAUCUAAGCCAUGUUGAGCUAGGCUACCUCUCUUUCUCUAUUAACAACCUCUUCCAGUCAUUCCAUCCAUCCUCCAAGUCUCUCCCACAAGGGACUGGCUCUAGAUGGAUCUCUUUUGGGUGCCAAGUAUACAGUUUGUGCAUGUUGGAGUCUCUGCCAUAUGUCCUGGUGGUGUCACUUCCUUAAAUCUGUGUAUUGUUUUUGUGUGUCGGGAGAGAUGGGGGGGAGAUGUUUACCGCACUGUCCUUACUGUAUGUGGUGAUUGGCAUUGUUUUUGUUGGUUUUUGUGCCUCAUGGCUAAACGAUUCUUGUGCUGUGCCCCUAACUUUCUCUUCUCUCCUCUUUGUCUUCUCUCUCUUCCUUUCGUGUUUUUGUUCCUUUUUUAGAACAAAUCUCCAUGCCUGUUUGCUCAUCAUUAGCCUAGCAUGUCUUCAUGAUGUUGAAAGCCAAGCCAAACUCCUGGCCUCAUCAUCCCACCAUUGUCUGUGAUGUCUCUCUAAGCUCGCCUGACCAAUACCUGGCCACCCACUGACCCUUGACCUUAGCUCAACCUGAUUUUCUGCAUGUAUAUUAAUUUUUUGUUUUUUCUGUAUAGAUAUGUGACAGGUGGGAGAGAGGUCAAGCAAAUCAAUGUGAAAACUUACCUAUGUUGAAUUCAGUUA
This is a messenger RNA of Xiphias gladius (swordfish), 2977 nucleotides long. Its product is annotated as CUGBP Elav-like family member 2. Gene Ontology annotation, cellular component: cytoplasm; nucleus; ribonucleoprotein complex. The record is from RefSeq and is a predicted model, not a curated record. Gene Ontology annotation, biological process: regulation of alternative mRNA splicing, via spliceosome; mRNA splice site recognition. Gene Ontology annotation, molecular function: mRNA 3'-UTR binding. NCBI's taxonomy places the organism in Eukaryota, Metazoa, Chordata, Actinopteri, Istiophoriformes, Xiphiidae. The transcript is spliced from 13 exons. Bases 218 to 1744 code for a protein of 508 amino acids.